Molecule: messenger RNA, 2361 nt
Organism: Durusdinium trenchii
Lineage: Eukaryota; Dinophyceae; Suessiales; Symbiodiniaceae
Source: the annotation of a GenBank genome assembly
AUGCUCCACCUGCGGCACGCACUCCGUCGAGUGCCGCCCGCGGGACGCACCGCGGGACACCGUGCAGCCAGCACCGCUCUUUGGCGCUGGGGCCUGGGCGAAGGGUUGGAGAGAACGCCGCAGCGAGUGGCCGAGGGUGAGGGCGUCAGCGCGGUCGCCUGCGGCUUGGAACACUCGGCCUUUGUCGUGGAUGGCCAGUUGUACACCUUUGGCGCCAACGCUGAUCACCAGCUGGGCCGCGCCUCCGAAAACGACGCCCAUUGCGCCGUGGCCAAACUGGUGGCGCCUGAUGGCCACCAGCCGCAGGCGCAGCAGGUGGCGCUUGGUGCGCGGCAUACAGCGGUCAUCAGCGAAGGCGGAGUGCUUUGGACCUGCGGCUAUGGCGGCAGCUUCUGGUUUGGUGCUGGGGCUUUGGGUUUGAACCUACGGGGCACCGUGCCGGAACUACGGAUGGUGAUGCCCUUCGUGCAAGAGGGCACCGAAAUUCUGCAGGUGACCUGCGGCGACAUGCAUAGCUUGGUCCUGGACAGCGAGGGCCGUGUAUACAGCACCGGGCAAGGCUUCUUUGGCGCGUUAGGCCGGGGUGCCUUGGCGUCCACCGGUGAGGAGUUGGAGUUCAAGGAGGUGGUCUUCUUCCGGAAGACGACCGACUCCAUCCUGAAUCCUGGCGUCGAGCCACAGAUCGUGAAGCUGGAUGCAGGCAGGGAGUUUUCAGCGGCCAUGUCGUCGCAUGGCGAGCUUUGGGUUUGGGGGAAGAACGACGCUCGCUGCAGAGGGUUUGGGACCAGGUGGACGGCUCAUCCGCCUGCCCAGAGGAAGUAUCCUUUCUUACUCCGCCAGCUUCCCAUGGAGGGCCACGUCUUUCGCGACGUCGCCUGUGGGGACCGGCACAUCGUGGCGGUGACCACGGCUGGGGCCAUCUACGAAUGGGGCGAUCGGAGGAACUUUGAGCCAACGGCCAUCACCCUGCCAAGCCGCUACCAGGAUGGCUUGAAAGGUCGGACGUCCGGGCUUGAUUGUGAAAGCUGUUCCUUUGCCCUCACGGUCUCUGGGGAGCUCUACUCCUGGGGUCGCCCAGACAGUGGAUGCGUCCUAACCCACGAGGCCCACGAGGAAGUAGUCACGCGCCCAAGGCUAGUGCCACCAGAGCUCUUCGGAGAUCGCAAGGUCUUGGACCUCGCCGUGUCGAAGACUCGAUGCCGCUGGGGCGGUGGUGAAGCGGAGGUGUUCCGGCGCGUGGUGGUUUUGCGCUUCGAGGGCGAGGUGGACAUGGUCUCAGCGUCCUUGAUCUUGCGGGCUUCCCGGCCUUGUCCUGCCUCAGUGCCCAUGCAGGAGAGCUGGCAGCGCGACUUUGUGCCUGGCACCUUUGGCACUGGCAGCCUCAACGCUUGGCUGCAAGAGGUCAGUAGCACCUCCUCGCGCGUGCCACCCUUAUGGUCACGCUUGGCCGCUGCGACAGAAGGCCUCGAGGUGAACGCCAAGGCGUUCGCCCUGAUCCUUUGUGCGCAAGCCUUGUCCAGUGAGACUGUCCCAGAGGCCAUGGCUGUCGCUGGCCGCUCCUUCUGUGAAGACCCACACCGGCCGGUGCCAUGCCUGUCUGCAGUGUCCUUUGGACAUGACUUCACCUCAGAAAGACUUCAAGCCUUGGAGGAGCUGUGCGCAUGGUCUGGGGGAUUGUCCUUCAAUGUGGACGAACCAGUGAUGCUGAAGCCCGCGGCCGAAGGCCUUGCGGCACACCUCUUCAGCCAGGUGAGCGACGAUGGGCGUUUCUUCGAGCGACGGCGCUACUACGCCCAGAAGCAGGAAUUGGGCACCUGCUUCAUGGAGCUGCCCAGGUUGGUCAAGUGCCUGGAAGGUGACUCGACCCCAUCGGUCACACCGUUGCAUCUCCAUCGGAGACACUCAUGCUCAGGGCUUCCGGCACUGUUGGUGAAAGCUUCGUCGCUCAUUGACUAUGCCGUACCCUCUGAAUCGAUGCUCACGGUGCUCUCAGAUGUCACCUUGGCCUUGGCUCAUCGUUGGUCCAGAUCCUUGCGGGUUUGGAGGAUCCGCCGCGGGCUGCGGGACCUGGUCUUCGGGGAGCCCGGCAGCAUCGGCUUGGACUUCGAGGAGCCGAAGCCGGAGGGAGAGGCGAGCGGCGCGCGGCUUCGCGAGGUGAGCCGGAGGCGGGCGACGCAUCCGCCGGCGUCUGCUUUGAAGAUGCAGGAAGGCUCCGAGCUGGUGGCCAUCCACCGGGUGCGUGUGACCGAGCGCACCGUGCGGAGCGAGGUCGCUCGGAGGAUCUCCUCAAGGCCUGUCUCCCUGACUUUCCGCCUGCCCAAGAGCAAGAAGGACCGGCAAUUCUGCUGUUUGUGGCCUUAA